Solea solea (common sole) is the source of this 1303-nucleotide messenger RNA. RefSeq names its product microfibril associated protein 2 (gene mfap2). Gene Ontology annotation, biological process: embryonic eye morphogenesis. Gene Ontology annotation, cellular component: microfibril. Lineage: Eukaryota; Metazoa; Chordata; Actinopteri; Pleuronectiformes; Soleidae. Bases 43 to 618 code for a protein of 191 amino acids. The transcript is spliced from 9 exons. The record is from RefSeq and is a predicted model, not a curated record.
UGGUGCAAUGUGGCUGUGCGCGCUCCUGCGCUCAGAGGACACAUGAGAGAGCUGAGCAGAGUCGGACCAACCUGGACCAAAGUGAGUGUUGAAGUCAGUCUACCUCCCACAGUGACCAUGAGAGUCCUCCUACUCAUCUGCAUGCCAGUUCUGCUGCUCGCCCAGGGUCAGUACGAGGAGCCGUUUCCAUUGCUGGAUUAUGUGCCAGAUUAUUUUCCAGAGAGUCCAGAUACUGAACUACCCGACUCUCUUCCUGGAACCUUCCAGCAGCAGGUUAGACUUCACCCGGUGGUCCGUCCAGAAAAAACAGGAUCUGAUGUGGAGACGGAGCCCACAGAGCCCGGCCCUCUUGAUUGCAGAGAGGAGCAGUAUCCCUGCACCAGACUCUACUCGGUCCACAAGCCGUGCAAGCAGUGCCUCAACAGUCUCUGCUUCUACAGUUUGCGACGGGUCUACGUCAUCAACAGGGAGGUGUGCGUGAGGACCGUGUGCGCACACGAGGAGCUGCUCAGAGCGGACCUGUGCCGUGACCAGUUCUCUCGCUGUGGCGUGGCAGCGCUGAGCGGACAGUGUGCGUCACUAGGAGGGAGCUGUGGGAAAAGCUGCGGCGGCUGCUGAUCCAGAUCAGGGACACAACCUGCCCACGUACUGCCGCCGCUUCCUCAACCUGUCCACAUCCUCCUCGUCCUCCCUCCGCUUCCUCCUCUUCCUCCUGACUCUUCUACCGCAACUCAUUACUCUUGUGUUAGGUUAGGCUCAACUCCUCCUCCUCCUCCUCCUCCUCCUCCCGCUCAGUAGAUCCCGUGUAUGGUUAAAUAUAACUUUGAUGAUUGUAUGAAUCACUGGUGCUAUAAACACAUCACACUGGUGCUAUAAAGAAUUAACCUUUAGAGACGCACAUAAAACUGCAAAAAUGUAGUGUUGUUUUGUUUGUAUCACAUUAAUCUCUCUAAUGCUUUGUUUGACACACGUUACUGUACUUUGUGUUGAGACGCAGUCGUUGUCACGAUGAUCUGUGCACUGACAUCGGGCAAAACUAAUUGGUAUCUGGGGGCCGUCGGCAGUCUCACUGUAGAAGACCGUGAGACGGGAGAGGAGGCAGACAGGUGGUGAGUGACCUCAGUUUUUGUGGAUCUGUGCUUAGCAACCAAAGCUGCGAGCGCACGCCGGUGCAUCCCCUUCCAACCCCCCCACCGAGGCAACGCGUGCCCUGAAAAGGCACCUCACGAGCCGCCUCUGUACUACUGCUUUGUAAAACUGUCACUAUAAAGACUGAGAAAAAAAAUAAAACCUUUUUUUUUAA